Molecule: messenger RNA, 710 nt
Organism: Echinops telfairi (small Madagascar hedgehog)
Lineage: Eukaryota; Metazoa; Chordata; Mammalia; Afrosoricida; Tenrecidae
Gene: LBHD2
Product: LBH domain containing 2
Exons: 5
Coding region: 153-473 (106 amino acids)
Source: RefSeq, a predicted model, not a curated record
GCGGCUGGUGCGAGUCCGGAGCAGGGCGCCCCCUCCCCAGCCUGCCCCGCCGGCUUCCGGAGCGCCCUGAAGGCCAGGGCCCUUCUGAGUCCGAGGCCACUCGAGAGGACCCCGCCCGGCUGCCUGACGCUCUGGCCCAGCAGAGCGACAGCAUGAGUGACCCCCAGCCCCCCAUGCAGGAGCUCAGCUUGGCCAAGGCUGCUGGAGGAAGUUCAUCAGGAAAGGCACCGGCGGGUGCCAGAGAGAAGGGGCCCCGAAGCCAGCGGCUGCCGUCCAUCGUGGUGGAGCCCACUGAGGUGGGCACCGUGGAGAGCGGGGAACUGCGCUGGCCCCCUGAGGGUGCCCAGAAGGGGUGCCCCCAGGACAAGGGUGCUGCCGCUUCCUGGCCGAGUCUACGUGGCGCACCAGGAGAUGCUGCGGAUGCUGGCAUUGAGGCCAUGGGCUCCAGGGAUCAGGCACCCCCGGCCCAGUGAUGGAACUGGAUAUGACCCGGCCCUGCUGCACCUGCUGCCCGACAAGGUGGCCAGGCUGAGGCACAGAGGACCGAGCCUAUCAGGGACACCAGAGGGCUGCCCGCCACCUCCUGCCUUGCCGGCUGUGGCCUGGAGUACAGCCCUUGUCCUUUCUCACUCACCCAGGCUGGCCUGAGCCCACCCCUCCUUGAUCUGUGGCUUGAAGCAGAAAUAAAGGCGCUUCCUGGGGCCGGGGUA